UUAUUCUCCACGUUAGUUUUACAUCGUCAGCAAACAGAGAUACAUCUGACUCAGUUCCUUCUGGUAUGUGUGUGUGUGUGUGUGUCAGGCAAGGCUUCACGCUACUGUGGACUGGAAGGACGCUGGGAGCCGCACUCGUCUGAUUACCUGCCUUGUGCCACUCAGGACAUCUUCACUCAGGACCAGUUGUUGGGAUGGGGAAACUGGAGCGGGAUUGAGCUUGAAGACUCCACCAGCCUCCUGGAGACAGUGCUGGCAGCUCGCUACCAGCUCUGUGUCGAACUGAAGCGCAGCUUUCCUCACCCCACCGACGGUACGGCUCACAAGGUGUGCAACGAAGAUGGUACCUGGUUCCAACACCCCGAGACCAACCUCACUUGGUCCAACUACACCACUUGUAUUGACCUGGACGACCUGAUGAUGCGUCAACUGAUCAACACCAUCUACAUCGCCGGCUACUCUGUUUCACUCAUCGCGCUGGCUGUUUCCCUCCUCAUCUUCUUCCACUUCAGGAGUCUUCAGUGUACACGUAUCCGUCUCCAUAAGAAUCUCUUCCUAAGCUUUAUCCUCAACAACUGUCUCUGGAUCUCCUGGUAUAUGGAAGUAGCUGACAAGCCUGAGACAGUCUUUGAAAAUAACACUGGGUGUCAGGUGCUGCACAUCCUGCUCCACUACUUCCUGGUGUGCAGCUACUUCUGGAUGUUCUCUGAGGGCCUCUACCUGCACACGCUGCUGGUGGUAGCCUUUGUAUCGGAGGAGCGACUCAUGAAGUGGUUUUACCUGCUGGGGUGGGGCGCCCCAGCUAUCAUCGUAGCUGUCUACGCCGCCGUCAGGGGAUCUUCCACUCCAGACACUCAACACUGUUGGAUAGAGGAGAGUCACUACACGCUCAUCCUCUCUACGCCCGUGUGUGCGUCUAUCCUGGCCAACCUGGUGUUCCUGAUCAACAUUGUCCGCGUGCUGGUGACCAAGCUGAGGGCCAACCACCUGGCGGCGACGGCAGACACUAGUGGCACCCGCAAGGCAGUCAGGGCCACUCUCAUCCUCAUACCCUUACUGGGGCUCCACUACGUACUUAUGCCCUUCAGACCGGCUCCAGGAUCCAACGGUGAGCUGGUCUACCAGGUGGUCUCAGCCCUGGUCUCUUCCUUCCAGAACUCGCCUUUUUUGGGGGUAAAAACCUCGAGUCUUCUUUUUCUUUCUCGUCUUCCCCAGGGUUCCCAGGGUCGGGCAUCCUCCGUCCUGCGCAAGUCUUCAGCUCUGAGAACGACCUUCACCCGCGCCCAGCACCGCAGCAUCUUGGAGAUUCCCGGAGAGUCUCCUUGGGCCAAUACAAGAAGCAUCGUCAUGGACAACCCCAGCAGAAGUGUCGUGGAGGAGGAAGAUUAUUUCGGCUCUAGAGAAGACUGUGCCGCAGAGGACCAGCGUUCAGCGGAGCUGCGAAGGGAUUCUUGCGCAUCUAGUGUUGACUUCGAUGUUGGAGGGGCUCUGUACGCGACGCAAGCGGAAAGGAGCGCAGUAAGACAGGGUUGUGGAGACAUAGUUGUGGAGACUCAUUGCGUUCGAGGAAUUGAGGGAGAUGAGAUGGAGUGUCCGAACAUCAUCGUGGUUAAGCCAGACCGCUACGCGAUGUUGGAGAGCGGGACGGGAGUGUCCGGUGGUAAGGGAAGUUGUGUUGGUGAAGGGAGGAGAGGAGGACUGCUGAACGCUGUUAGCCAAACAAAACAAAUCCCUCGCGAAGUGCUGGAGUUGAAGCCAGUCAAAGCCACCGUCCAUCAGUGUUAGGAUAGUCACCAUGCGCCAAGUCGCAAACAGCAGGCUAAACAAUCAACGAUCGUGGCCGCGAUCAGCGGGCAGGAGAAUCGAGUCUUUACCUCUUCUUUGCGUUGAAAGAAACCCACGCACGGGUUUUGCGCUUGUGCGGAAAUCAAAUACAAACAAUAGCAAUUCCAGCCAGAUAUAUUUCUGAGUAGACUAAUCUCUGAAAAAUGACUUAAAUUAAGAAAAAAUGUAAAAAAAAAAAAAAUGUCUGACAAGGACAUAAUGAAGACGUAACGAAGAUGCAUAGCGAAGAACGUAAAGAGAAAAAAAAACAUAAAUAAAAAAUAAAGAGUAACGAGAAAAGAUUAAUCAACGCGGUUAUAAAAAAAAAUUUAAAGAACAUAAAUUUAUGAAUAAAAUUAUUAAAUGUAAAAGCCAACUCUCGGAAUAAAAAAAAAAAAUAAUUUACAGCAGAUUACACACGUGUAAAAAUAAAUUUCCAAUUUACAUAAAUAUUUACAAAAUGUCCUCGGUGAUUAUAUAUAUCAACUUGCUCGGGUAAAUAAAAA
This is a messenger RNA of Cherax quadricarinatus, 2330 nucleotides long. The record is from RefSeq and is a predicted model, not a curated record. Lineage: Eukaryota; Metazoa; Arthropoda; Malacostraca; Decapoda; Parastacidae.